CAUUCAUCAUCUUUGAGCUUAUGGUGCAUCUGAUAGCUCAAAUUUAUUCAUCUAAAAACACUGCACAAAUUUGCACCAAAAUUAAAAACAGUUGAUCUGCCAUGGCCAAAACAGGCCACCAAGUGUUCAUUAGUUUCAGAGGAGCAGACGUGCGAAAAAACUUCCUAAGCUUCCUUACAGACGGGCUAAAAAGGGCGUGCGUAAAUUACUAUGUCGACACUAAAGAGACGAAAGGUGAAGUUCUUGACAUCCUUCUUCAAAGGAUCCAAGAGUCGCGGCUCGUGCUGAUCAUCUUGUCCGAAAACUACAUGCAGUCGAAUUGGUGCAUCAAAGAGCUGCGCACGACGACUAAGGAUAUAACAGAGUCAAGAAGGAAGGUCAUCCCGAUCUUCUAUAAUGUCCAAGUCGCAGAUGUGAAGGACAAAUGGAAAGUUGGCGAACAAGCAGAAGGAGUAGAAGGAGAAGAGACAGUGGAAGAGAGGGAGAAAAACGUGAAGGAAGCUUUGAUGAUUCUUACGAGGCAUAUGGGUAUGAGAUCUGAUGAGUACGGUACUGACUGUGAAUUCAUAGAACAUAUCGUCAAGGAAGUAAAGAAAGUGUUAACCAGUAUCGAACAAGAGGAGAAGGUGAAGGCUUCCGUCAAUACUACGGUGAGAUCUGAAGGUGAGAAGCAGGAGGUGUCUUCGCUAACGGGGACAAACUUGCAGGAGAAGGAGAAGAGCUUGAGACAAAGGAAAAUGUUAAGUUAUUUGGGAUCACGCAACGUCUACAAAAGCUACAAGAGAAGUUAGGUAUGCAUGGAGUGGUUUCCAAGGAAACUCGUAUUAUUGGAGUUCUUGGGAUGGCUGGUAUUGGUAAAACCACAAUCGCACACAAGUUGUUUGAGGAGGGGAAAAACAAGUUUCAUCGAAGAAUGUUUUUCGAUGAUAUUGAUAAAACCUCAAAGGAAGAAGGGCUUACUGAAUUACGGGUUAGACUCCUGAGAAAGCUUUUGAAGAAGACAGAUAAGACGAUAACCGAAGAGACCACACAUGAAUCCGUGGAGACGGAGCUACUUGAUAGCAAUGUUUUUCUUGUCCUGGAUAACGUAAGCAACAAGAAACAACUAGAGCAUCUUCUCGGAAACAGAAGGUGGAUUAGCCAAGGCAGCAAGGUUGUUAUUGUGACAAGUGAUAAGUCAUUGGUCGAGGAUGUCGUCAGUGAUACUUACGUUGUCCCAGGAUUGAACGAGAAGGAAGGGUUAGAGUGUUUUUGUUAUCAUGCCUUUGGUGACCACAAAGUCCAUGAAGGAAGUUUUAUGAAGCAAUCAAGAGAGUUUGUGGAUUACGCUAGAGGAAACCCAUUAGCUCUCAAGGUACUUGGACCGGAGCUUCGUGGUAGAGACACGGCUCACUGGGAAUCCAAGCUACUUCAACUCGCACAGAGUCCAAGCAAUGUGUUGAAUGUGAGUUACGAUGGUCUUAGCCAGCAACAAAAGGAAGCAUUUCUUGAUGUCACUUGUUUCUUCAGAUCAGAAAAUCACAGGUUUGUGACAGCUUUGGUCGAUUCUGAGCCUGACAAGGGUAGUAGCGAGAUCAGAGAUCUUGCGGACAAGUUCCUGAUAGAUAUCACUGGUGGCCGAGUAGAGAUGCAUAAUUUACUUUACACACUGGGGAAGAAACUAGCUUCCAAACAACAAAAGAGGCUACGUAACCAUCAUGAAAUUAUCCGAGCGUUAAAGAAAAAAAUGGGGAAAAGCACUAUCAAUGGUAUCAGAGGUAUGUUUUUGGACAUGUCUGAAGUAGGCACUGACACAGCAUUAAGCAAAGAGGCUUUUAAUGGGAUGGACAAUCUUCGAUAUCUCAAAAUCUAUGACUCUCAUUUUCCUCAAGAAAAUGAAGCUGGCUACAAACUACACUUCUCCAAUGGAGUUAAGUUACCGUUACAAAAGAUCAGGUAUCUCCAUUGGCUGAGAUUCCCAGGGGAAGAACUUCCUCAAGACUUCAACCCGAAAAAUCUUAUUGACCUCAAGCUGCCUUAUAGCAAGAUUAAACGGCUUUGGGAUGGUGUUAAGGAUACAUCAAAAUUAACAUGGGUCGAUCUCAGCCACUCAGUCAACCUUAGCUACCUGUCGGGCUUAUUAGGAUCCCAAAAUCUUCGAAGAUUGAACCUGGAAGGCUGCAAAGAGUUGAAAACAUUAGACGCGAGGAUGGAGAACUUGACAAGCCUUGUUCUCCUGAAUCUGAGAGGCUGCUCAAGUCUUGUAUCACUCACAGAGAUGAAUAUGGAGUCUCUUAAAACACUCAUCCUCAGUGACUGCUCGAAUCUCGAGGAGUUUCAGAUAAUAUCAGAACAACUAGAAGCAUUAUACUUAGAUGGAACAUCCAUAAAGACACUUCCUCCAUCUAUGAUCAAGCUCCAGAAACUAGUCUUGUUGAACCUCAAGGACUGCACAAAGCUAGCGACCGUGCCCGGCUGUCUUGGAAAUAUGAAAGCUCUUCAAGAAGUAAUACUCUCAGGUUGUAAAAAGAUGGAGACCUUUCCUGAUCUGCAAGAGAACAUGAGACGGCUGCGGAUAUUUCUGCUUGAUGGAACAUCGAUAAAAGAGGUGCCAAAGCGAUUGCAAAACCCUGGCCUCUCAAGAUGGCCACACCAUGGUGGUGUCAAAGGCUUCCCCUUGUUGAGACACCUCAGCUUAAGAGGAAACGAUAAGAUCCAAAGCCUGCAACCUGACAUUGGUGACCUGUACCAUCUAAAAUAUAUUGACUUGAAGUUCUGCAAGAACCUUGCUGUGAGUCACUGACAACAUUGGGAA
This is a messenger RNA of Brassica oleracea var. oleracea, 2794 nucleotides long. RefSeq names its product disease resistance-like protein CSA1. Gene Ontology annotation, molecular function: ADP binding. The transcript has 4 exons. NCBI's taxonomy places the organism in Eukaryota, Viridiplantae, Streptophyta, Magnoliopsida, Brassicales, Brassicaceae. Gene Ontology annotation, biological process: defense response. The record is from RefSeq and is a predicted model, not a curated record. Bases 794 to 2782 code for a protein of 662 amino acids.